Molecule: messenger RNA, 1805 nt
Organism: Chara braunii
Lineage: Eukaryota; Viridiplantae; Streptophyta; Charophyceae; Charales; Characeae
Source: the annotation of a GenBank genome assembly
GAGCUGUACUCCAAGACGGUACCAUCGAGCUAUCGCCCUGGACUCGUCUCACCGAGCGUCCUCAUCGAAGGGCGGAUAUGGCGACAUCCUAGCCAUAGGUUUUGGGACGACUGACAGAGGGAGCGCCCCGCACCAGACGUAGUGGACUGAGAUAAUAGGUGUGGUAGCAGACGAGCAGAAGCUGGGUGAUAGGAGGUUAGAAGAAGGGAAUCAAGAGCACGGGAAUGGAGAAUACACCAGGCCGGGAAGGAGCGGGGAUAUCCCCUCCUCCUGCGCCACAUGAGGAGACAAAUUUCUGGGAGGAUGAGGACAGGAUAAGAAGUCUCCUGGCCAUGUGCUUCGAUGACGGGGUUUACCCCACGGAGAUUGACCCAGGGAGAUGGUGGUAGAUGGUAGGGAAGUAAGGUUCAGGUUGAAUACCUCAUUGGAUGAAAUUAAGGUUAAGUGGUUGAAGGAGCGUACUGUCACGGUCAUCUACAAGGAUGCCGCGAGGCUGCUGCCGAAGAAACUUAAAGACGACCUGGUGCGUGCCUUCGAAGAUGGUUGGGUGAUUGGCAACGAGUCCUUGGGAGGCAUCCUGAGGAGUGGGAGAAUUAAAAUCGAAGGGCCAGGAGUGGCCUCCUAUGUGGCAAAAGCAAGGGAGGUUGCGAAGUUUAUGCUGGCAGAGGGUCAGUUGGAGGUGACGUUGGGGGGUAUCCCUUACAAGGUUAUCUUUAAGCCUUGGAUGACCAGGGCGGAGUUCAAAGAGUUGAGAAGGCGUGAAGAAGAGAGCACCUUUUGGGUGAUUGCUCUGCAGAUUCCGCUCGACGAUAUGCCCUUUAUUUAUGCUCAAAUCAAAAAGGCGAUUGGCAAGAUUAUUCGGGCUCAUCCAACCGAUGUUGAUCCAGACAGACCGGCUUUGGUUAAUGCGCGUUUCGAUAUCGAUCUAGAGGCAAGGGCUAAUAUGAAGGACGUUAUCUGGGUGGAAACAUCCAAGGGAGACGAGUUGGAGAUCCGUUUGGCAUCGGCGGGGACAUUGAAAUGCAGCAAGUGUAGGCAGUUUUUUCAUUCAGAGCAAGAUUGUCGAAGGGGUGUAAGGGAGCGGAAUCAGGAUACAGGAGCAGGAGGCGCCACUUCGCAAUCUCAGCAUCAACAUGCGGGAGCAGCGUCAUCGCAAGGGUGGCAAAUGGGGCCAGCCCCCAUGGAUUGGCUUUUGGCGAAUGGAGUGUCAUCGGCACCAUGGGCUGGAUGGAGCGGAACUCAAGGCGGUCAAGGGGGGCUAGGGCCAGCAGGCCAGGCCUAUCAGUCAAUGGCGGCGGCAAUGCAAGGAGCCUCCGAACAAGGAGCGGUUGGAUUGCAGCAAGGGGGACAAGGUGCGAGCUCUUCGCGCCCGUUCGGGGGGUCGUUGUUAGGUGAUGGAAAAGUGGGGGGAAGAGGGGAACAGCGCUCGGAGAGCACACCAGGCAGAGCGAGAGGUCGAGGAGCAGGCAAACAGAGACGGCUCAGUAUGACUUCGCAACAGGAUUUGGUGUCAGAACCGUCAGGGGGAUCUCGGAUCUCGAAGGAGGAGUCAGAGACAUCAGUCAACAAUAAGGGGGGUCUCGUAACCCCAGGCAAGAAGACAACACGGGGUAGACGGUUGACCACGACAAUCAAGUCCGCUAGUACGGAUAUGCUGCAGUAUUUGGUACCGCUACUUUGUACAUUCGCAAGAGGAGCAUCCUGGGUGAUAGCAUGGCAACGGAACGCAGGGCCGUUGUUAAUUUUCGGUUAGCAAACUGCUGAAAUGCCGACCAUCUCUUCGAUAAUGGAAUGCUUAAGCACUC